Babesia ovata is the source of this 435-nucleotide messenger RNA. RefSeq names its product jmjC transcription, putative. Lineage: Eukaryota; Apicomplexa; Aconoidasida; Piroplasmida; Babesiidae. The coding region runs from base 1 to 435 and encodes 144 amino acids. The record is from RefSeq and is a predicted model, not a curated record. The transcript has a single exon.
AUGCAAAAGUUGCUUCACCCUGUCGAUCCUGCGCCGCCAUCCAAGAGCCUUCGGAAAAGCGAGGGCGAUGGCGAGACGUCGGCUUCUGUUUUCUCGUCGUCUUCCGACUUAGAGUCCGUGUCCACGACUGACGAGUGUUCUGGCUGCGAGUCUUCCAAAGCGUUGACACUUGCCAGCCCAAUGAGGUGGGAAUCAUGUUGGUUUGAUGACCUCCGAGCCGCCUUCGAACGCAUGCGUUUGGGGGUGGAGGAUACGGAUUCGGAGUCAUGUUACGGGAAGAUUUCGCUUUCCCCGCUGUCGGACGUGUUCCGCGAUGUGUUUGCGAGUGCCAAAGACGUGCGCGCGCUUGCCACCGUGACAAAGCUCACUGUUCGCUACAUGAUGCUCUCGUUCGAGGGGGACUGUAGCUAUGCGUCUUGCGACGCCAAGCCCUAA